CUGGCAUCCUUUCAGCUGGGAGGUUCUUAUGAAAAUACUGCCCAUUUCUAUCCUUUCGCAAGUAUCAUCCGGAUGUGGAGUCCUAUAUACCUUGGGAUUAAUAUGAAUCCUUAGACUGACUCAAAAUCUUUAUUUUCUCGACCAUAGAGUGCCAUAAGGACAUAUUUUAUAUUCACUUCUGUUAGAAGGCAAACUAAUUCCUUCUCUCUUCCAGAGGUUUCGGGAGCACCAUGUAUUUCGCAGACUAUCACGGCCAUGGCGUUUCUCAUAUGAGAACAGAGCCUUUGAGAAAGAAAAUCAAGCUGGAAACAGAAGAGAGAGUAUGCACAAGUAGGGAUAGAAGCACUUUCAGCCGAUGGCAGGAGAAGAAAGAGUCACGGUCUUUAGAAAUAGACAGCAAAGCAGAAGAGAAGAGGAUUGAGAAAAAUAAAGUUUCGGAUGUAAAGCAGGAGGAAGAAGGACGAGAAGAAAGUCUGAGAGAGGUUGGCGAAGCGAAGGAUGGAACGAAAGGAGCCGAAGAAGAGAAGAAUGAGAAAAAGUGGCUGAAGGAGGAGAGUGAAGGAGAGGAAGAUGCAGAUGCUGAAGAAAGGAGGAUGAAGAAGAGCAAAGUGGAGGAAGGAAAGAGAGAAGGAGAAGAGGAUGAGGAGGAAUUGGGUGGAAAAGCAUUGAGGAAGGAAGGAACGGAUUUAGCAGAUGGAUAUGGGCUGCCAUCCCAAAUCCAGAGCGAAUGCGAUUUCGGAGAGAUGAAAUCAAACAAAAGGAAGGAUAGCAAAGAAAUAGUGGAGGAUUGCAGGAGAAAGAGGGUCAAGAAGAGCAAGAGCAAAAGAGGCGUCCAGAAAACAAGGCCGAGGAAGAGAAAAGCGGUGGAAGCGGAGGGAUGCCUAAGGAAGAAGAAGAAGAAGAGAGAAGAAGGAGGGAAGGGGAGAGGAGACUCGAAGGAGGAGAAGUGGAAGUGGUGGGAAGAGAGGAAGUGUGAGGAUGGGGUGAAGUGGCUUCAGCUUCAACACAAAGGACCCUAUUUCGCACCACCUUACGAACGUCUUCCGAAUUGUGUCAAGUUCUAUUACAAUGGUAAGCCAAUGAAGCUCAGUCCCGCCGCAGAGGAGGUGGCAACGUUCUUUGCCAAGAUGCUCAAGCACGAAUACACAAAAAAGGCCGUCUUCCGGAGGAACUUCUUCAACGAUUGGACCAAGGAGAUGACACCAGGAGAGAGGAGGAAAAUCACAGACCUGCAGAAAUGUGACUUCAGAGAGAUCCAUCAGUAUUUUGUUGAGAAAAGUGAGGCCCAGAAAGCUCUAACCAAAGAAGAGAAAAAGAAAUUGAAAGCUGAGGCAGAAAGAAUCCAGGAGGAAUACGGCUACUGCAUCAUUGAUGGACACCGGGAGAAGAUUGGCAACUUCAAAACGGAGCCUCCGGGUCUCUUCCGGGGUCGCGGGGACCACCCCAAGAUGGGGAUGCUCAAGAAGAGGAUCCAGCCGGAAGACGUCAUCAUCAACUGCAGCAGGGAUUCAAAGAUCCCUUGUCCCCCUCGAGGCCACAAAUGGAAAGAAGUGAGAAGUGACAACACCGUCACCUGGCUGGCAUCGUGGAUGGAGAAUAUUCAGGGGGCCAUAAAAUACGUUAUGCUGAACCCCAGUUCAAAGUUGAAGGGGGAGAAGGACUGGCAGAAAUACGAAGUGGCCCGCCACUUGAAAGGGGUGGUCAAGAAGAUCCGCACUCGGUACCGAGCCGACUGGAAAUCCAAGGACAUGAAGAAGCGGCAGAUAUCGGUGGCACUCUACUUCAUCGACAGGCUGGCCUUGAGAGCCGGGAACGAGAAGGAGAAGGGCGAGACGGCCGACACGGUGGGCUGCUGCUCCUUGCGCGUGGAGCACAUCACGCUGCACCCGCGGCUGGGCGGCAAGGGGAAUGUCGUGGAGUUCGAUUUCCUGGGGAAGGAUUGUAUACGCUAUUAUAACCAGGUGCCUGUGGAGAAGCAGGUCUUCAAGAACUUGCAACUAUUCAUGGAGAACAAAGAUCCCAGAGAUUGCUUGUUUGAUCGGCUGUCUACCACUUCCUUGAAUAAACACCUCCAGGACCUGAUGGAUGGCUUGACAGCCAAGGUCUUCAGAACAUACAAUGCGUCCAUCACUCUGCAGGAACAACUGGAUGAGUUGACAAAGGAGAAAGACAGUGUUGCGGCUAAGCUGCUUUCCUACAACCGGGCCAACCGUGCAGUUGCCAUCCUGUGCAACCACCAGCGGGCAACGCCAAAGACCUUUGAGAAGUCUAUGAAGAACCUUCAAGCAAAGAUCGAUUGCAAAAUUGACCAGUUGCAGGAUGCAGAAAAGGAGCUGAAGAGAGCACAGGCAGAAUGCAGAGCCAAAAAGGAUGCCAAAUCCAAAGCUGCUCUGGAGAAGAAAAAGCAGCGAAUAGAGAAGAUUGAAGAGCAGCUGGCAAAGCUGGACAUGCAAGCCACAGACAAGGAGGAAAACAAGCAGAUUGCGCUGGGCACGUCCAAGCUGAAUUACCUGGAUCCCCGCAUCAGCGUGGCCUGGUGUAAACGGUUCGACGUUCCCAUCGAGAAGAUUUACAACAAGACCCAGAGGGAGAAGUUUGCUUGGGCCAUCGCUAUGGCAGAUGAGGAUUUCGAAUUCUAGCAAGACUCUUUCAAGUUGCAAUUUGCCAACUUUGUUUGGGACGUCUAUCGUGUCCUCUUUUGUGAAUGUAAAAUACAGUAAAGGAAGAUCUGGUG
Messenger RNA from Anolis carolinensis (green anole), 2734 nucleotides. It is a transcript of the gene top1mt, whose product is annotated as DNA topoisomerase I mitochondrial. NCBI's taxonomy places the organism in Eukaryota, Metazoa, Chordata, Lepidosauria, Squamata, Anolidae. The transcript has 16 exons. Gene Ontology annotation, biological process: DNA replication; DNA topological change. Bases 231 to 2639 code for a protein of 802 amino acids. The record is from RefSeq and is a predicted model, not a curated record. Gene Ontology annotation, molecular function: DNA topoisomerase type I (single strand cut, ATP-independent) activity; DNA binding. Gene Ontology annotation, cellular component: mitochondrial nucleoid; chromosome.